UACGACUGAUUUUAAUACAAAGUAGUGCCAUCUAUUAGAUUUAAAUAUUACUCCACGUGAGAAACAAACGACUCCAAUAUGGCGAAUGUGAGGGACAGUGAUACUUCGUUGUGGCUUCAUAACAAGCUUGGAACGUCUAAUGAUAGCUGGACUGGCAGUUCAAUUUGUUCUCAAUUAAACGCUGAGGUCUUAAGAAACAUCAAGGAUUGUUUUCCAGAUUUACAAACUCAAGUUAAACUUAAAUUACUUCUUUCGUUCUUCCACAUACCUAGGCGAAAUGUUGAAGAGUGGCGCGUUGAGCUGGAAGAAAUCAUUGAAGUUGCAUCGCUGGACAGUGAGUUAUGGGUUUCAAUGCUAUCCGAAGCGAUGAAGACAUUUCCAUCAACAGGAUCAUUAAAUACAGAUAUUACUGAUUUAGAUGAACAUAGACCUAUUUUUGGAGAACUGGUUAAUGAUCUUCGGAAAUUAUUAAAAAAGCAGAAUGAUCCUGCUAUGCUUCCAUUGGAAUGUCAUUAUCUGAAUAAAACAGCUCUGGUGUCUGUAGUAGGUCAACAACCUGCUACAGUGAAACAUUUCACAUUGAAAAGAAAGCCAAAAAGUGCAGCUUUAAGAGCUGAAUUGUUACAAAAGAGUAGAGAUACCGCAAGUAAUUUAAAAAAGAGUACAGCUCCCACUGUACCAGUACGAAGUAGAGGAAUGCCAAGAAAAAUGACAGACACAACACCCCUCAAAGGUAUUCCUAGCAGAGUUCCGACGAGUGGAUUUCGUUCUCCUUCUCUUACAAGUGCAUCAAUGUCAAGCAGAACUCCUAUUAGUAGUAGAAGUCGUAAAGAUGGUGGUAUUAAAUUGUUGGAUAUUAACGAACAACCUCUUGGAUAUGCACAAGCUAAAAAGAGAAGGCGAAUGAUGGAAUUAGAAGAGCAACAGAAAAAGGUUGCAGAAGCUCAAGCAGCUGCGGCAGCUGCAGCUUCGGCGAAUGCAGCUACAGUAGAAACUCCAGCAACGCCGGAAUAUGCUCAAGGAUUAGCAGCGAUUAAUCCACCUUCAACUCCUGUUACACCAGUAUCCACUGUUCAAUCUUACGUAGCUCCUACCACUCCAAGUGGAGUUACACCCACGACUACAUCACAAACUCCAACUACACCAUCUACACCUACAGUGUCCAGUACUGUAUCACCAAUAACAACACCAGCAGUCAUAUCCCCGGUGGAAAGUACACCUGUUGGUGUACAAACUGUUAGGCCAGCACAGACAAUUACACAGAUCCGUAUACAAACAUCUGCACAACCUGUUAAUGCAGCAGCAAAUACAAGAAGAGGCUUGUCACUAACGCGAGAACAAAUGCUAGAAGCUCAAGAAAUGUUUAGAACGGCUAAUAAGGUAACCAGACCGGAAAAAGCAUUGAUCUUGGGAUUUAUGGCUGGUUCUAGAGAUAAUCCUUGUCCUAAACUGGGCAACAUAGUAACAGUAAUGCUUUCGGAGAAUAUAGAAGAGGUCUCUCAAGCAGAUGGUUCAACGGUACCAAUGUUAGUUGAAACUCACUUCCAAAUGAAUUACACAAACGGCGAAUGGAAGAGGAUAAAGAAAAAUCGUCGAGUUGUAACGGAAGAGUCUACCUCGGCAGCAGCUCCUACUCCUAAUCCAACUGCUACAGCUUCCAAUUAGGCAAAAUAAACAAAGAAAUAUAUAUAUAUAUAAACUAUAUAUAUGUAUAAAAAAAGAAAUUAUAUCGCGAUCUGAAAUAACGCAGAAUCUUUUUUAAAGUACUCGCGUAUAUUAUGGCCAUUUGAGAACGCACACAAUUUGGUCAUACCAAUUUUUAAAGACUUUAGUUCAAUACGCGGUUCACAUCAUCAGUCAUCACUUAUGUUUUCGUAACGCAUACGAAAACUCACGUCAAUUUUGUAAUAAGAUCAUUAAGAUUAUAUCGCUGAUAAUUAUAAUUGAAUUAUAAUAUAGACUAUGGAUUCGUGAGUACGAAUUUUAAAAUGGAACUAACAAAAAUAAAUAAUAACAAAUAUUUUGUUUUUGUUCGUUUCUUUCGAAUCAUAAGGAAAAAGUUUCCAAAUGAUGAAACUGAUGGUGCUAAACACAUAGUUUUUUUUCUACA
Polistes canadensis is the source of this 2110-nucleotide messenger RNA. It is a transcript of the gene Nelf-A, whose product is annotated as negative elongation factor A-like. Bases 79 to 1665 code for a protein of 528 amino acids. The transcript has 6 exons. The record is from RefSeq and is a predicted model, not a curated record. Gene Ontology annotation, cellular component: NELF complex. NCBI's taxonomy places the organism in Eukaryota, Metazoa, Arthropoda, Insecta, Hymenoptera, Vespidae. Gene Ontology annotation, biological process: negative regulation of transcription elongation by RNA polymerase II.